AUGUCGUCCUUCGAUCCUUCGAACUUACCACCUGGGUUUGAGAUCCCAGGACAGAAAGCACUAGUUGCUCAUGCAGCUAUAAUGUGCAUUGUAUUUGUGCUGUCCAUGCCCAUUGCGGCACUGACAACACGAUCUCCGAUCAAGGUCAAAGUCACGAAGCUUCACGCUCCAUGGCAGAUGUUCAACGUCAUUCUGGCAAUUACAGGACUGGGCCUGGGAGCCUCGGUUGCAUCGAAUCGAAAAAUAGCCAGCGGUGAGACACCACACAUUCUGCUAGGGUGCAUCAUCGUUGGGCUUUUGAUCGGUGUCCAGCCAGUUCUCGGAAUACUUCAUCAUUUGUUCUUCCGUAAGAACAAUCGUCGAGGUACCUUUGGGUGGAUUCAUCUUCUCCUUGGUCGCAUCAUCAUGGUUUUGGGACUGGUCAAUGGCGCCACAGGGUUCAAAUUGGCCCAUGAUAACAAGACAGUGCCAUACUUCGCCAUGUUAGGAGUGGUGUGUACAGUAUAUAUUGGAGUGCUGCUGUGGGAUUGGUUAGCCCCUCACUACAAGGCACAUAAGAGCGCAACACAGCAGGCUUCAGUUCCAGGUCAUACGAGUGAAACCAUAGACAUGAGUGCGCUCGAGCACGACAGACAUUAA
This is a messenger RNA of Exophiala bonariae, 639 nucleotides long. RefSeq lists its product as uncharacterized. The transcript has a single exon. The record is from RefSeq and is a predicted model, not a curated record. Lineage: Eukaryota; Fungi; Ascomycota; Eurotiomycetes; Chaetothyriales; Herpotrichiellaceae. The coding region runs from base 1 to 639 and encodes 212 amino acids.